CAAGACGUAGGCGUAGUAUUAUUUGUUUUGAAAACAUACGCCAUGAGGUCGUAGUAUAGUAGAAAUUUUGUUUACAUACGGCAAGAAAUAAAACAAUAUUUUUACUAUUGUAAAUUUAUGCUAUUUAUCGACUUAUCUAGUGUGGAAAGGAUACAUUUAAGAGGCGUGAAAUAUAGCUUUAUCACCACCACACCGAAAAAUGACACAUGAAUAAGAAAUCUUUGAUUAUGGACUGGAUGGAUGUUACAGACCGGCAAACAAACUUUAAACGCUUACCGGAAAUGAAUUACACAGAUGCCAUUGAUGUUGUUAAGAAAGGUUGCGUGUGUGACUAUUUCAGUCCCUUAGCCUGUGCCAGGAAUGGAAUUUUAUCUUUCAUAUGUUCAAUACUUUGUCUUCUGUGUAUCGUAAAGGUCAUUCGACUGUGUCACUCGGGAAAGGUGUUUUGCCAUCAAGUAUUAAUAUUCACCUGUGCUGCAUUGGAGUGCAUUAUUAUUACUGUUCAUUGGGUAUAUAUCCAUUAUACUCAACUGGAAUUUGCAGCACAAUUCUUGAAGUUAACUCAGCUCGUCGCAAUCUGUCACUUCUACCUUUCACGAUCGCUCCGAUUACUCAAAAGAGAGGAUCUAAAUACAAGGUUGCUUAUUCCAUUAUGUUUGGCCUUUCAACUGUACUUUACAACUGUUACUGUCAUUGGGAUCAAGGACGCUAAACCAACCAAAACAGAAUGCAAUGACCCAUAUUGGUUGAUGCUGUCAACAGUGGAGCUGGUUCUUGUACAAGUCUUCCUCUUGUCUGGAAUUUACAUCACCAUGAAGUUAAAUGAAGUGACAACUCUAGAAAGUGCCAGACGGGCUCAGAAGAGGGAUUUAUGGUGCAUUAUUAUCGUCUUUGAAAUGUCAACAACUGCCACUGUCAUCUUUGAUAGCUACAUGAAAGCAGGUUUUGUGAAUCAGGAUGAAGGUGGAAGCUGCAGUGGUAAUUUUAAUCAUAACCAGGUUUCAUACAGUAUUGUUUAUCUCUUUGUGAUGAUAUUCAAGUUAGUGAUUCCAAUCUUGGCAUUAUUGAUUGUGUUCCACCCAGUGCAGAGAAUCAACAAUCCUGAAGGGUCACUGAUCUGCUCCUUCCCAGGAGCAGACGAUGGGACAUUUUCAUCAAGGUUCAAUUCUGUCAGAGGUCUGUACCGCCCUUUGUACCAUCCUGAAUCUCAUGGAUUCAACUACGGCACUGUUAAGGCUCCAGUGGUCUCGAUAGGCCCUAGAAGAACACUGACUGAUCCAGCCCUGCCAACGAUCCAAGAAUCAGCCGAAGAAUACAAAGUCACAAACUCUGGAACAUCGGCAUAGACACUCUGGAUGUUUUGUAUAUUAUGUAAUUUUCAUCUUAAAAAUGUACAUUUAACCAAAUCAUAUAACUUAUACCUACUAAUUUUAAACUUAAUAUUAGCAUUAAUCUACUGAUAAUUAUUCUGUAAUAGACAUCAUUUAGGUUAAAAAUGGUAGCCAUAUUCUGUACAUUGCUUCCAUAAUCUAGAAUACACAAUCACUUGUCAAUGCCUACUGCAAUGCAUUGUCAGCGGGUCCUGCAUACCUUAACGUGAUGUCAUUAAUUUGAUUGACAAGGAUCAUUGUUUGGAUUUAGAUUUUUAGCUGGCAGGUUCAUAAUAUCUUCAUCAAACUGUUACUUAAAGUAAUUGCAAUCAUAACCAGUUAACACAAACAUUAUAUCCUUUUUCGUUGGAAGACAUGUCAGUGCUACAUAUUUACUUUCAUCUGUUCCUGAUGUUUCUGGUAGUAGUUCUUUGUUGACAGUUUUAAAUCUGAUGAGGUUGGUGUUUGUUGACAGUAGUUUACCAUUACAAUUAACACAGCAUAUCAGCUUUGGAACUUUGUAACUCUAAAGAUAUGUUUUUUAUCUGUAGUUUAUAGACAUCAACAUUUGUUAUGGUUUUGUCAGUUGUAUUAAGAUCCAUCAUCUGUCCCAUUAUGUUGUGAUUGAUUCAGAUUAGC
Anneissia japonica is the source of this 2009-nucleotide messenger RNA. RefSeq lists its product as uncharacterized. Bases 207 to 1346 code for a protein of 379 amino acids. The record is from RefSeq and is a predicted model, not a curated record. The transcript is spliced from 12 exons. NCBI's taxonomy places the organism in Eukaryota, Metazoa, Echinodermata, Crinoidea, Comatulida, Comatulidae.